This is a messenger RNA of Anopheles marshallii, 3591 nucleotides long. It is a transcript of the gene PCB, whose product is annotated as pyruvate carboxylase, mitochondrial. Gene Ontology annotation, cellular component: cytoplasm. The record is from RefSeq and is a predicted model, not a curated record. Bases 1 to 3591 code for a protein of 1196 amino acids. The transcript is spliced from 7 exons. Gene Ontology annotation, biological process: pyruvate metabolic process; gluconeogenesis. Gene Ontology annotation, molecular function: ATP binding; pyruvate carboxylase activity; metal ion binding. NCBI's taxonomy places the organism in Eukaryota, Metazoa, Arthropoda, Insecta, Diptera, Culicidae.
AUGCAGCUGUUCAGUGCUCAACUCGCUGUAGCAGGACUACGCCGAUCGAACCGUGCCCGGUUGUGGGCCAUAAGCAGAAAUGGCUUUGCAAGCCAGGUCGAGUACAAACCCAUACGAUCCGUACUGGUUGCGAAUCGUGGUGAAAUUGCUAUUCGAGUGUUUCGUGCUUGUACAGAGCUGGGAAUCCGUUCUGUUGCCGUGUACUCCGAACAGGACAAAAUGCACAUGCACCGUCAGAAGGCGGACGAAUCGUACAUGGUGGGAAAAGGGCUGGCCCCAGUUGAAGCAUACCUGAGCAUUCCGGAAAUUAUUCGAGUCUGCAAGGAAAACGAUGUCGAUGCCGUACAUCCCGGUUACGGAUUCUUAUCAGAACGAUCUGACUUUGCACAAGCCGUAAUUGAUGCAGGAUUACGAUUCAUUGGCCCAUCGCCCAAAGUAGUACAACAAAUGGGAGACAAGGUGGCCGCGCGUAAAGCUGCGAUUGAAGCGGGAGUUCCUAUUGUACCGGGUACUGACGGGCCGGUGACUACCAAAGAGGAGGCAGUGGAGUUUUGCCGCAAACAUGGUCUGCCCGUCAUUUUCAAAGCAGCAUACGGUGGAGGUGGUCGUGGUAUGCGCGUCGUACGUAAAAUGGAUGAAGUUGAAGACAAUUUUAUGCGAGCCAGCUCGGAGGCAAAGGCCGCGUUCGGCAACGGAGCAAUGUUCAUCGAAAAGUUCAUUGAGCGACCGCGUCACAUCGAGGUACAGUUACUCGGUGACAAAGCAGGUAAUGUUGUCCAUUUAUAUGAGCGUGAUUGUUCCGUGCAACGACGCCACCAGAAGGUUGUUGAAAUUGCCCCAGCACCGCGGCUUUCGAUUGAGGUACGAGACAAAAUGACCGAAUAUGCGGUACGUUUAGCGCGCCACGUGGGUUAUGAAAAUGCCGGUACGGUUGAAUUUCUGUGUGAUGAAUCGGGCAACUUUUACUUCAUUGAAGUGAACGCCCGACUGCAGGUGGAACACACCGUUACUGAAGAAAUUACCGGCAUUGAUCUGGUACAGUCACAAAUUCGUGUUGCUGAGGGUAUGACUCUGCCAGAGCUGGGUUACACACAGGAAAACAUCAAACCACAAGGAUACGCCAUUCAGUGCCGUGUAACGACGGAAGAUCCAGCGAAUGACUUUCAACCCAACACCGGUCGUUUGGAAGUGUUUCGUUCCGGUGAAGGUAUGGGCAUCCGUUUGGACAGUGCGUCGGCGUAUGCAGGUGCCAUCAUUUCGCCGUACUACGAUUCACUGCUGGUUAAAGUCAUUUCGCACGCCUCCGAUUUACAGUCAUCCGCAGCGAAGAUGAAUCGUGCUUUGCGCGAGUUCCGUAUCCGUGGUGUUAAAACAAACAUUCCAUUCUUGCUUAAUGUGCUUGAAAAUCAGAAAUUCCUCAACGGCGUGCUUGACACGUACUUUAUCGAUGAACAUCCGCAACUGUUCCGAUUUGCCAAGUCGAAGAAUCGUGCCCAGAAGCUGCUUAACUACCUUGGGGAAGUGCUGGUAAAUGGUCCUACAACACCUUUAGCCACAAAACUAAAGCCCGCUGAAGUGCAGCCACACGUGCCUCAGCUGCCAUUGGAUCUCUCACCGGAGGCACUGGCCGAGGAAGAAGAGGGUACAAGAAAAGUUACAGAGCCACCGCGUGGUUUCAAACAAAUUCUACAAGAGCAAGGUCCGGAAGGGUUCGCUAAGGCGGUACGGAAACAAAAGAGCCUACUCCUGAUGGACACAACGUUCCGUGAUGCUCAUCAAUCGCUUUUGGCCACCCGUGUACGAACACAUGAUCUGUUAAAGAUUUCUCCGUUUGUGGCGAACAAAUUUAACAACUUGUACGCGCUAGAAAACUGGGGCGGUGCCACCUUUGACGUAGCGCUCAGAUUCCUGCACGAGUGUCCAUGGGAACGGUUGGAAGAAAUGCGCAAGCAGAUUCCCAACAUUCCGUUCCAAAUGUUAUUGCGUGGUGCGAACGCCGUCGGAUACACCAACUACCCCGACAAUGUGGUUUACAAAUUCUGUGAACUAUCGGUACAAUGCGGAAUGGACAUUUUCCGUGUGUUUGACUCGUUGAACUAUUUGCCAAAUUUAAUCCUCGGUAUGGAAGCAGCCGGAAAUGCUGGUGGCGUGGUGGAAGCCGCCAUCUCGUACACAGGAGAUGUUAGCGAUUCGAAAAAAACAAAGUAUGACUUGAAAUACUACACCAACCUGGCAGAUGAGUUAGUAAAGGCAGGAACACACGUCCUCUGUAUCAAAGACAUGGCCGGAUUGCUAAAACCUCAGGCAGCAAGGUUGCUAAUAUCGGCUAUUCGAGAAAAACAUCCAGAUGUACCGAUUCAUAUUCACACACACGACACCUCAGGAGCAGGUGUAGCUUCGAUGUUAGCAUGUGCAGAAGCUGGAGCAGAUGUAGUUGACGUCGCGGUCGAUUCCAUGUCAGGAAUGACAUCGCAGCCCAGCAUGGGAGCUGUAGUUGCGUCACUGCAGGGCACCAAUCUCGACACUGGACUGGGAUUGCCUGAUAUUAGUGAAUAUUCUGCCUACUGGGAGCAAACGCGUACACUAUACGCUCCCUUCGAGUGCACAACUACGAUGAAAUCGGGCAAUGCCGACGUUUACAUGAACGAAAUCCCUGGCGGCCAGUACACGAAUCUGCAGUUCCAAGCAUACUCACUGGGAUUAGGAGAUUUCUUUGAAGACGUCAAAAAGGCAUACCGCGAGGCCAAUCUAUUGCUGGGUGAUAUAAUCAAGGUUACACCUUCAUCUAAGGUCGUUGGUGACUUGGCCCAGUUCAUGGUACAGAACCACCUGACAGCCGAACAAGUGCUGGAUCGAGCGGAGGAACUUUCCUUUCCCAAGUCCGUUGUCGAGUUCCUGCAAGGAGCUAUCGGCACCCCGCACGGUGGUUUCCCGGAACCACUGCGAUCACGUGUGCUUAAGGAUAUGCCACGCAUAGAGGGACGCCCUGGUGCACAGCUCGCUCCUCUCGACUUCGAUGCACUCAAAAAAUCGCUUCAGGAAUCUCAUCCCGAUGUGAAAGAUCGUGAUGUCAUGUCGGCCGCACUCUAUCCACAAGUUACGAACGAUUUCCUUAACUUCCGUGACACAUUCGGUCCGGUAGAUAAGCUAAACACUCGCGUCUUCCUAACCGGUCCGAAGGUGGGCGAAGAAUUCGAGGUCACGAUCGAGAAAGGUAAAACUCUCGGCUUUAAGACGCUAGCCAUGGCCGAAGAUCUUACCACUAACGGUGAACGUGAAGUAUUCUUCGAGCUAAAUGGUCAGCUGCGUUCCGUACUAAUUCGCGACAAGGAAGCUGUCAAGGAAUUGCAUAUUCAUCCCAAGGCAACAAAGGGCAACAAGAAUGAAGUUGGAGCACCGAUGCCUGGCUCUGUUAUUGAAAUUAAGGUGAAAGUUGGAGAUCACGUAGAGAAGGGCCAACCGCUGGUUGUACUAUCGGCAAUGAAGAUGGAAAUGGUCGUCCAGUCGCCCCGUGCCGGUGUGGUAAAAACACUGGACAUUAGCAGCGGCAUGAAGCUGGAAGGAGAAGACCUACUACUGACCCUUGAAUGA